UGCGAAUUUCACAAACAAGGACGCACAGCACACAGGCAGGAGACAGAAGGUGUACAUGUAGCAGACAGAGCUGAAUACACACCCAGCUUCAUGGAGACACAAGAGGCUCACGGCAGCGGGAUUGGGAGCGUGAUCGGGGACGUGGGCAUGUUUCCAGCACAAGAACCAGGCACACUCCAGUCCCAGUCCCAGCCCCAGUCUCAUUCCCAGCAACGCCCGCACCCUUAUGCUCAUUCCACCACAGGGACGGCGGCGCCUCCCACGAUUGAACGGCCACAUCAUAACUACCAACCACAGUACGGCUAUGACCACCAUUCCCAGCCGCACCACCGCCACCAUCACCAACCAGCACAUCUGCCGCAGCAUCUGCCGCCGCACCCGACAGCUGCAUCCACGGCGCACGGUAGCGACCUGGGCUCUACGUUGCGGCUGCCUCCAAUUCACCACAGACUGCAGCAUCGCCAGCCUGCUACCAUGGCCUCCGUGUCUGCACGCAUCUCAGCGUCGCAGACCGCAGAGCCCUUGAGAACACACAAUGUUGGUCAGCUCGUUGGCAAUGCCUUUGACGAUAUCCUCUACUACCAACAGCAACUCGAGCAGCAGAACAUCAAAGUGCUGCAGUUGGAACGGGCGCUGGAUCAGCAUCAGCAACGGGAGCACCUGUACAACCGUGCACUGGAGACCGCAGCCCGAAAGGACGCUCAAGUGGAAGACAUGCAGGCGUCCAUGCAGCAUUUGAGACAGCAGCUUGACCAGUUGCAGCAGUCCACAUCCACGCUGCAGGCUGAGCGGGAUCACUUUGCCACAUCGUACUCGACAACAAUGGCAGACCACCAGCACCGCAGUAAAGAGCUGGAGGCCGCGAAUGCAAACGCAGCCGAGCUGCAGCAGCAAGUACAACACUUGCAAUCGGAACUCCAACAAGCUCAGACCAACCACCAGGCAGCGCAAUCAACAAUUCAACAGCUUCACAGAGAGCACAGCGAGGAACAGUCGAGACGCGAGGACGAGAAGCAGCGAGAAUUGGCGGCGCUGCAAGCAGAAAUCGACGCCAAGGCGGAGGUGGUGGCAGCGCUGUCGACAGAGAAAACAGACCUGUCCACGCGCUGUGACGAGCUGCAGCAGGAGGUGCAGAGCUUACAAGCGUCGAUGGAUGAGGCAGCAGCGUCCCACAAUAACGCCAUGCAGGACUUGCGGGCGCAGUUGACACAACAGCAACAGCGGGCGGACGAGCAAGCAUCCAACAUGACUCAACUCCAACAGCAGCUGGCGGCCGUCCUCCACACAGAGCCAACCUCGGACCAUAUCGUGGCCCAGGUCAAAACACUUGCAGUGCGUGCGCAGAGCUUGGAGGCAACACAGCAAACUCACGAACACGUGACUCAAGCCGCGGCAUCUGCUGCCCGUGAAGGCAUUCGUGACCUGCAGGCUGUUGGGGCCAUGCUUGAGUCUGUGUUCUUCAGCGGUGGCACAGAGGGGGAUGGCGCUGGCGUGGCUGCGGCGUCAAGCGUGCUCACGGGUCUGGCGCCGGUUGUUGGGCACGUGCGAGGCCUGGAGCAACAGUCGUCAUCAGCGGCAGGAGUGGCGGAGGAACAGGUCAGCAGCGACACGAACGGCGAGCCCACCUCUUCCUCCGAGGACCAACAACGGGCUGCUGCACACGCUGCUCUGCCGCCGCAGCACACGCUCAUGCACCGUGCGUGGCGUGUGCUUGACCGCCUACUCGCUGGCGUGCAGCGCACCAUUGCGUCCAUGGAGGCGCAGCACACGGAUGCCAUGCGGGCCGCAACUGAAGAGAAUGAGCGCAAACAACACGAGCUCACGGCAUCGAUACAAGAGCUCAAGGACACAUGUGCAGCGCUGGAGCGGGAUCGGGCCGCAACACGCGACCAGCUCGCAGCGAUGGCAAAGAACUUGCAGGCGAUUGACGAAGCGGCGUUGGAAGAGGAGGAAGAGCAGCACGAUGAAGAUGGCAUCGCAGAUACAGCACAGGGUGGUGUCGUGGCGAGCGGUGGCCGCGCGAGGAAUGAUGACGACACAACACGUGCAAGGGGUGAAGACGGUGACAAUGGCUCCCAUGCGUCCGGCAACACAACAAAGAAAGCAGCGCGCACCAGCGGCAACCCUGCCCAUUCUGUCAAGCGCAUCAUCAACGACAUUCAGCGCAAGCACAAGCAUGAGCUGGAGGAGGUGAAACGGCGUUUGGACGAGGCAGCCGCCGACUUGGAACGUGUGCACCAGGAGCAAGCACGUGCAGCGCGUGAGUGGGAUGACGAACGAGAGCGAUUGAAGGAGCAACAUGAUCAAGCACUUCGGACCGUGACGGAAAGCAAAGAGAGGCUGGAGUAUCAGCUGCAGAGCAAGGAAGCGGAGGUUGAAGCCCAGCAGCAAAAGUGCUCGCACUUGACAGAACAGCUCAAGCACAUGCGAGAGGAAGUGCAAUCGCUGCAGACACAACAUGCCUCGCUCGCACGAGAGCUGAAUGAUCGUGACCACGCACUACAGCACCAGUCAGCCAUAGUCGAAGCACUGCAGGAUGAAGUGAGUUUGCGGAAAGCCACCAUCCAGGACCUACAGGGCAAAGCAGUGCAGUUGCAGCGCAAAUUCAACGAGACACAGGCGACAUUUGACGACGAGAAGAGCAGGAUGGCGGCUGCCAUUGUCCACUUGAAGCAGAAGAAGCAAGAGAACGAGCAGAAGAUCCAAUCGCUGCAGGCGCUCGUUGACGAGCAAGGAACGCUCAAGAACUUGAACGAACAGCAGCGACGCGUUCUCAAACUUCAAUCGGAACUCGCAUCCACCAAGGCGCGCAUGUCGGAUCUCAAGGCGUCAUUGCACUCGGAUUUGGUGAAGGAAGUGCACACGCUACAGGCAGAGUUGAGAACGGCUCAAAGCACCAUCUCAGCGACGGAGAUGGAGCGCGAUGCAGCGCGACAGGACAACGCCGUGGAGAUCUCGGUGCUCAAGUCCAAGGUGUCGUGCUUGCAGAAGGAGCUUGAAGGCGUCAAGGCCGAGUAUGAUGCCAUCAAGUCGCAAGAUUUCGAGUCUGUGAUCCGGAAGCGUGAGGAGCGGGUGUCGGAGCUUGAGGACCAACUGCAGUUGAAGCAAGGCGAAGUCGACGAGCAGAAGCAGCUCGUAAAGAUUGCGGAGGACCGCAUUCGUGCGCUGGAGGAAGCGGCCGCCAACAACGACAGGGAACGCGAGCUGCAGGAGACGGUGAAGAAGCUGCGUGGAGUCAUCUCUGAUUUGAAAUCCGCGGCAGAGGAGGACGCGGCGGCGCUGCAGAAGCUGCGAGCAAGUCAGAUGGAGCGGGAUGCCGCUGUUCGGGAGCACAAGGAGCGCAUCGAACAGCUGGAGGAAACCGUGCGCGAGGAUGGGGAGUUGCGACUCGAGCUGAUCGAAGGGUUUGCAUCGUUUGCCAACGACAUUAGCAAAGCCGUCAUUGGCCCCACGUUUGAGGUGCUCAAGACUGAUGUGUGGACGGACGAGCACGAAGAGCUAGACAGCAGGAAGCAGAAAUGGGCGCGGCGUGUGGACCGGGUGCAGCUGGCAAUUUGCACGACAGUGCAGCGCAAGGACGAGAAAAUUGCUGGAAUUCCUCAGCUCAUCAAAGAAGCAGAGGAGCGUGUGACGAAGAAGUUGGAGCGACAGCAAAAGUCGCAUCGCGCAACACUCGAUGCAAUGGCCACCAAGAUGGAACGGCAACAAACGCUCCUUGACAAGUACGACAAGACCGUCGCCCACGUCAAGGAACUGGAGGCAACCAUAGAGAAGCUGAAGCAGGAGAUUGCAGCGGCGAAAGAAGAGACAAAGACGGCCGAGUCGCAUCUUGAGCGCGCCCGUGCCGCUGAACGCACUGCGCGGGAUGAAGUGGAGCAACUGCAAUCCACAAACAAAAUGCUGGAGGAGCGGAGCAAGCACAGCCUGGCAGAGCGCUUGAGCCAGCAGCAGAUGCUCAGUGAGGGCGGGAAACAGGUGACUGCACAGCGCAUCAAGGAGCUCGAGACCCAACUUCACGCCACGAAGGUUGAUGCCAUGCGGCGGCUCCGGAGCAAGAGUCUUCUGAUUGCGUCGCUGAAGCGGGAAGUAAAUGCGCUGCAGGACGGCGCGCAACUUGCUGAUGGCGAUGCAUUGGAAGGAGACGUGCAGGCUGAUGGCGAUGACACAAUUGGGCACAGCAAUGAUGGGGUGAAGGAAGCACUUGUGCCACAUCCGCCAGCAACAGGCAAAGCCGGACACCAUACAAGCGCACGCCGCCACUCGCUCGGUGGUAGGAAGAACGCAAACGUCAGCGAUGGUGAUGUUGAACAGCGGGGCGCAGGCAUUCUGCAAGAGAUUAAGACAGCGCUCAGCACCGAGUGAUGUACCGUGAUGACGGAGCGUGGUGAUGGUGCGUCUUUGUGGUGGUGAUUACCUUGUGAUUUGGGUGGAUGUUGCAUGCUUGCGUCCUGUGGGAUUGGAUGUGCAAGGCGACACCUUGUUGGUUGUGGUCACACCACAUCACAGACAUUUUAGGAAGCUUGUUCUGGAUCGAAUAUCAAGUGUGAAGAACCGCUAUUUGCAUGUGCAUGCACUUGCUGCUCAAUUCAACUGUCAUGCCUGCACACCCCACGAACGUAAUUGUAUGCAUGGAUUUGAGUGUGCAUGUGCAUGUGCAUGUGCGUGAGCAUGUUCGUGUGCAUGUGUGUGUGUGUGUGUCACACAUGUUUAAUCAACGAGCUCUGCGUGCUUGUUUCGCGCGUGCGAGCUUGGUUACAACUGACAGGAAACGCUUCAAUUUGUGUCCCUGCCCGACAGGGUCGAAUACACGAAACAAGACCAA
Messenger RNA from Salpingoeca rosetta, 4822 nucleotides. RefSeq lists its product as uncharacterized. The record is from RefSeq and is a predicted model, not a curated record. The transcript is spliced from 24 exons. Bases 91 to 4362 code for a protein of 1423 amino acids. Lineage: Eukaryota; Choanoflagellata; Craspedida; Salpingoecidae.